UUUUUUUUUUUUUUGUCUUUCGUUACAUUUAUAUUUUUCUUCGUGUCUUGAAAUAACAAAAAGGAGGUUACUCAAGAUAGAAACCGUGUUGAAAUGUCCAAGCAAGCUAAGAUUAUGGAUUGGGUUAAUGAUUAAUGGAUUAGGGUUUUAAUUAGACAAAUAUGUGUAACCUCGGUGCUUUAUUGGUGAGCGUGGAUUGAGAAAUGCAUUUCAUCGACAAAUGCCUCGGUGCUUAUUAAGGGGUCGCCAACAAAGGAAUUCAAAAUGAAGCAGGUCUCGCCUUUUCUUUUUAUUCUUGUGAACCAAAAAGGUGUGGAUGAUCAGUCUGGGUUGCGGAUCAAUUGAUGGAGAUUUGGCAGUCAACUUGGGGGGGGGGGGGGGAGGAUUUUUGGGUGAAUUUCAUAGACGCCUAUUUGCAAACGAAGAACCAAGGUCUUAUUGCCAAAUGGUGGGCAUCGGAACCAGGCUCUAAAUAUGGCGCUGCCUCUUCCAAACUUGAAGGGGCAUUGUUAGCUUGGCCAAUUGCGACCUGCCAUCAACCUAACUUUAUUAGUAAAUCGUUAGAUUGUUGGCCCAGGAAAAGAGAUUUUCUUUUCUUGCCGCAAGCAAGACCCUGGUUAGGGACAUGAACCUGUACGUGAUUCGAUUAGGUAAUUGUGGGUGUGUGUUUUUGGCUGGUGGAGAAUCAAGUAUGCCCCAUCCCUUCAUAUUUUGCAUGAAAAAUAUAUGGUCAUCACUAUGUGUUGACGGUUGUGGUUUAUAUUCAUUAAUCCAACGCUUCAUAUCAUUUUGCUGUUUUAUGAUUUUCAUGACAAAAACUCCCCAUACCAUGCUAGGGUCAAUGAGACCACGAGGAACAAACUUUUUGAACAAUCAAGCGUGGCCGCCCCACCCCAAGAAAGAAAAUCAGAAUUAUAUUAUAUAAUUUAAAAAAAGUCAAAAAUCAAUAGUAUUAUGCUAAUUUUUAAUUUUUCAAAACACAUUUUAUAAAAUUUAUCAACUGUUCUAUAGUGGUUGUUUCAAGGAUUUCCAAGCAUCCAAGAAUAAAGGUACGUAAUGGUUACCAUCCAAGCAUCCAAGCAUCCAAGAAGAAAGUGGAAGAAAGCCGAUAUUGUGAGAAACCGCAACCCCCAACUCUUGUUUAUGUAAAGAGAGGAGGCGCAUGGGCAUAAUAAGAGAAAUCCCAGUAGCAGAAGCAGCAGCCCACAAAGUUUUGGUUGAAGAAUUGGACGAUGCCAUUGACUCCAUCACGGGUCGCCCACUCACCGGCUCAUGGGUGUGGGACUCCGCCCUUGUUUUGUCCCGCUGGAUUCCCACCCACCUCAAUUUUCAAGGCAAGUCUGUCCUUGAACUCGGAGCUGGUGCCGGUCUCCCUGGCUUGACCGCAGCUCUGCUAGGUGCCAACCGAGUUGUACUCACUGACGUCCAACAGCUCCUUCCAGGCCUCUUAAAGAAUGUUGAAGCUAACGGCUUUACAGACAGAGUGGAAGUGAAACAACUGGUUUGGGGAUUGGACGACAGUGGAAUAACGGAGUCAAGCACGUUUGACAUAGUUUUGAUGAGCGACGUGUUCUUUGAUUCAGAAGAUAUGAUAGGAUUGGGUAAGACGCUUAGAAGAGUCUGUGGAGAAGCUACGCAAGUUUGGGCUGCCACAGAAAUGAGGCCAUGGACUGGUGAAUGCCUGGAUCAGUUGAUGGCUCAAGGCUUCCAAGUGGUUGAGCAAGAAACGAGUCAACUCAGUGUUCACGCAGCAGUACAAGAUUCUGAUACCUUCUUUGCCAUCUUUCAAAUCAAGCCAACGCUUGCAGAGAGUUCUCAGUCUUGACCAGCACCUCGAUUUUAAAUGCAUGGUCAAAUUCUGCUGCUAUUAGUAGUGUCUAUAGUUCUUAUGGUUAGAUCUUAUUAGUUCUGCACUAUACAUAAAAGUAAAAUAAAAUUAAUCCAUGUUUUUCAA
Gossypium raimondii (Peruvian cotton) is the source of this 1954-nucleotide messenger RNA. RefSeq lists its product as uncharacterized. The record is from RefSeq and is a predicted model, not a curated record. The coding region runs from base 1163 to 1825 and encodes 220 amino acids. The transcript has a single exon. Lineage: Eukaryota; Viridiplantae; Streptophyta; Magnoliopsida; Malvales; Malvaceae.